Molecule: messenger RNA, 3736 nt
Organism: Lingula anatina
Lineage: Eukaryota; Metazoa; Brachiopoda; Lingulata; Lingulida; Lingulidae
Source: RefSeq, a predicted model, not a curated record
GUGAACUUGGGUUGCAAAGGCCUGUCUUUUUUCGUCUGAACCUUACACUCUUACCAAAGGCAUUGUUUUGAAGCUUAUACAUGAGGAUGCCAGGUUCAGUGAUGAUGUACCAUGGUGUUAAAAACUGAAGACAGAACCGGGAUACUUUUCAAGAUGCAUGGGCUUGACACAGAGAAACAGGAUGGGUUCCUGGUUCAAUUUAGUAUUGGUAAACUCAUUGAAAUGGGGAUUGAACACUCCAUGGGCAAAACAAAUGGGGAAAAAUUUACCUUACAAUCAGACAAUUCACAAAACAAAAAUUUAAAGGAAAACAAUGGUUUGUCACAAACAAAGGGAUUAGAGCCAGAGGGAAAUAUUAAAGAAGCCUCGCCUGAGGGUUUGAUAUAUAAAAUCAAUAGUUUGCAGGUUGAUGACCGAAGUGGCAGAUUUAACACUGGCAACGGAUGUGACAAAAGUGUGAAUAAGUUCGAUUCAAUGGAAAUAUGUAGCAAUUCUGAAAGUGAGACAACUGCUCUCAGUGAACUGGAGCAGCGUCACUUGGGGCAAGCUACAGAUAAGCAAGGUUUAUCAUCAGGGCAGAAUGAACUAACCCAGGUUCCAAGAGAGAGAGUAUUGCGUGUUCCCACUAAAGCUAGUCGUAAAGUGUAUCCAGAUUUCCAAUCAGCUGACACAAAAAUGAUGACAUCUGCAGAAGAGACCAGAUUGACAAGGAAAAGACCAUCGCCGAGUGUUUCUCCUUCAGUUAACCACCCAAUGCGAAAAAGUCAGAGGUUGAGAAAGGAUGAGUGUUAUGCCAGUGAGCAGACAGUGACGGAACCAGUUGACCUUCGAGUAGCAAAUUCCAAAUAUUAUAAGAAUGAUCCGUUGCCCAAGCCAGACCUGGGUAUAUCAGAUCAUUGUAAAACUGGGGGAUCUCACAAGCCAAUAACAGCAAGAACUUCAGUUUGCAUAUAUCCAAAUGAACUGCCUAACUCACCACCCUCAGUACAAGGGUCAGUUGAGGUUUCCACAUCUGAGGAUGUUUUACCUGCCUGCCCACUUGACCUUUCUGAAAAGCCUGCAGAUUCAUCUUGGGUACCAAGGAAUCAGACUGUGUUAAGUCAGGGAAAAAGCCAUGCAUGUAACAGCAGUCAAGUUUUGACACCAAAUGCUGACAGUCAUUUGGAAUCCCAGCGGGGCAAUAGGGAGUCCCCAGUUGGUGUGACAAAGAGUCACAAAUGUAUGAAGGCCAGGUGGUAUAAAAAAUGGCAGGAACAGAGAGAAGAAAAAGAAGAAAAUCAAGAUGAAGAAAAAGUAGGAUUUGAAAAAGGAGCAGAACAGCUGGAACAAUUGAAAAAUGUAGAUGAUAAAAAAGGGAAGUCUGAAAUGGAAGAGGAUAAAAAAGAAAAUUUACCUCACAAAGCAAGAAGUGAAGAAGGGGGAGUAAAUGGAAAUGAAGUCAAGGAAGCAAGCAUAAGGUUGAACAGUGGUGCAGAUGCAAACUCCACAGAAGCAAGUGCUGUAGUAAAGUCACCUUGCAUGGAUGUAUUGGAUUUCCAGAUGAUGAAGUCACUGCAGAACAUUUCAGCAAAUCCCUAUGUCCCGAAGAACAUGAAAGUCAGCCGUGUCCUACACACUGGGAAGCAGAAAUUAUUCAAAUAUUCGGACUUGGUGGAGCUUAUAAUUGAAAAAAGCCUGGGUGCACCUGGUGCCCAAGAAAAGAAAGCAUGGCCUCUUCGUAGGGCACGCAUAAAAAAACUAGACAGCUCCUCAGAUUCAAGUGAAGAUGGAAAUUUUGGCAUCCCUUCCCUAAUGGAGACUUUAGAAAAUGAUUGUGACAAAAUUGCAAAGAAUGAUGCUGACAGUGGAAAUUCAGCAGUAUAUGGAGGGUUGGCACUUAGUAAUAUGUCCAGUUUAAAACUGCCAGAAAUGGAUUCAAAUGCCAGGCGUAAGUUGUGCACAUUUGUCCCAGGUAAAUUUGUCUGCGUGGGGAAUUCUUUGAAGGCAAUCUCUCAAUUUUCCCCUGCUGCAUCCAGGAAAGGUGAGUUGGGUCCUGAUGAUGAUGAUGAUGAUGAUGAUGAUGGAGAUGAAGAAUACAGUAAUUCCAGUUUCAGCUCUGGGUCAACCACAAAUGAUAGUAAUAUAUAGUUUGUAUUGUGUGUUCACACAUUGUGAUGCUGUAUUGUCUGUAUCAAGGUACAAUAUUUUAAAAUAUAAUGUAAAACAGUUGUAAAACAGUUGUUUUUGUGUGGCCAGUAUGUUAUGAGAAAAUUUUGUUGCCAAUAUAAGUCAUUGGACAUUAUGUAAAGUGCAAUAUUUCCCCAUUAGGCCCAAGUUGUCAGCCAUUUUGUGACCCUAUUUUUGUAACUUUUUAAACAUUGUUCCAGUCAUUUUGAUUGCAUGAGAAAUUCGAUUCUGUUGACUUUUUUCAUUUAAAAUGAGCUAUUUAAAAAGAAGCCAAACAGAAAAAUGUAUUGUAUUUGUACUUUAUAUGCUAACAAAAAUAUUGAAGGUCUAAACUGAAUGCUUUUGUUUUGCAUUCACAUGUUAAAUUUAUGCAUAAAACUAACAGAUUCCUCUUAAAUAUCCCAGGAAAUACGAAUGGGUAAAAGGGAACGUGAAUGUUGUUUUUAGACUAUAGAGUAUGUUAGAAUGAUGUUUUUAUGGGUUGUUAUUUGUUAUCUUGGCAGACACUUGAAAGAGAAAUGCUUUUUUAAACUACUGAUAAUUGAAGAAUGAAAUGAAAUUAUGUAUAUGUGAUGCCAUGUGCGUGACAUCACUUGAUGCAAAAGAAGGUUUACUUUUUUCCCUUUUUCUUUUGAUAUUAUUGCCAGACUUAAAGAUAAUUUAGAAGGUUGAAUUAUAAAAUUGAGAUUUGCUAAUGAAAUGUGUUUUAUUCCUUUGUUUUAUAAAGUUAUAUACUAAGUUGAAUUGAUAGAAAAUACAAUAAAAUACUUCAUUUCUAAAUUUGGUGAUUAAACAAAGCUUAUAUGGAAACAUUAAAAAUGAAAUUUUAGGUGAUAUUAAUAGUCGAGUAUUAAAGAAGAAGGAAAUAUAAUACUGAAAUAUGAAAGGAGUAUCCAGAAUAAUUUUGACUAAAUAAUAAGAAAGUAGAUUUCAAGCACCUCACAUUCACAGGGUAUCAUCACAUGUUGUUGACAUUAUUACAUAAUUUUGUUUCCAAGACAGCAAUGUUAGUUGGGCCUGUUUCAUGUUUUUUCCCAUGGCAGUUGUAUUGAUUUUGUUGCAGAGAAAGCAAUCAUAUUAAUCUAAUAAUAAAAGUAAUCUUUAUUGAGCACUAAAAUGUGUACACGUUACAUUUUACAGGCUCUCUUCUCUAGUUUUAUAACAUCUAUAUAAAUACAAAAUACAUUUGGAAUGAUUACUGGGAAGUAGCACAGGUUAAAACGACUAUUGCUAGUGCUGGGUAUAUUAAUCUAAUAAUGUUAAUUGUACAAAGAAAGAUUUUAUGUAAAGUUAUUAUUUUAUUAUUGUUUACAAAUAUAUUUUGAUGUACAUGUAUUAAUCUCUAGAUCUAGUUGAUGAUAGACUCACCCAAGUAUGAAAGUAUUGUAAAAAAAUGUUGAUAGUUACGUACACUAUUUGGACAAGUAUACUUGUAUACAUAUUCUCUCUUGAUAUUGUGUAAGAGUAUUUACUUUAAUACAACAAGUAACCCUGUGCAUAAUUAGGGAUAAAUAGAUAUGUAAGCAAUCAGUAUGUACAAUGUCUAUCCAGUAUAAACCAGUAAUCCAGA